Molecule: messenger RNA, 1588 nt
Organism: Sinocyclocheilus grahami
Lineage: Eukaryota; Metazoa; Chordata; Actinopteri; Cypriniformes; Cyprinidae
Exons: 3
Coding region: 2-616 (204 amino acids)
Source: RefSeq, a predicted model, not a curated record
GAUGAAAGUGAAAGAAGAACAAGAUCUGAAUGAAGUGGAGGAGAAGCAUCAGGAUCAGAAAGAUCAUGAUGUCACCACUGGAGAAAAAUCAAUGCAUCAAUCAAUAUUGUUAGUUUCGGAAAAACCCCUGGUGCCACAGUGCACCUCAUGUUGCACUAUGUAUCACUGCAGUUUAUGCCCUGCUCUGAAGCCAACCACCCUGAAAAAAAUCAAGCAACACUGGGAAGGCCAUUUAAAAAAGGCAAUUGUUUUCCAAGACAAGAGAUUAUGUCGUUGCCAUUUGCCCUGCAGAAAUGAGGCUCAUUACCAUUGCCCCAAUUGCAGCAAAACUGUUCUCAGGAGAUAUGUUAUGGAAACUCACCUUCAGAUAUGCUCAUCAUCAGAUGUACCCAUCCAACCUUCUUCAUCCUCUUUGGCUUCACAACCCUUUAAAACAACACCUGCACUGGUUCCUUUGUCAUUUGUAACUCCACCUGCACUGGUUCCCCUGACUGCAGGGACACCUGCACUGGUUACUUUGCCCACAACGACACCUGCACUGGCUCUUCUGUCAUCUGCAUUGACACCUGCACUGUCUCCACUACAUCCUGCAACGACACCUGCCCCGGUUCCUUAGUCCCCAACGACAACUGGGCUAGUUCCUUUGGCCGCAGUGACACCUGCACUGGUUCCUCUGUCCGCAACAACAAAAAGCAAAACUGUGAUUAAAUGCCCACAUUGUUCAGUCACUGUGAUAAAAAAGAACUUGGUAAUCCACAUUAACAGAAAACAUACUGACCAUUCAAGCGAUAUUACAAUGAAAUCACAUCUUUCUAGUGUGUGUAUUGACUCCUCAAAUGGACUGUCGGCAGUUCAAAGAAGUGGUCAUGGUUUCUCUGUACCAGUUCAUGUACAGAGAAAGACGUGGGGCAAAGCUCAUUAUGUUAGGUGUGAGUUGGAGGAAUGUCGCCAAUACCAGCUACUUGCUCACUGGAGUGGACACACGUUUAGUCUUUGUGAACAUCUUCAUUCACUGGAUUAUUGUUCUGAAACAGCAUUUGAGGAGCACUUGGAAUCAAGUGUCCUUGAUGAGAUGGUGAAGCUCAGAUUCAUAGGAGAAGCAAAGAAGGCAAUUUGUUUGAAGAGGCAAAAAUUUGCACAGGCAGCUCAUGUCCCAUUUUCAGUGUUGGUGGCAUUAGGUAAAUCUCAAGAGCAAAUCACCCUCUCCAUACAUGAGCCAAUUAUUCAUCACUACAAUCGCCUUGGAAGAGUAAUGGUCACAUAAAAAUCCUCUGCUGGUACUUGGCACUGCCCAUGUGCAAAGCCCAGAAUGUCUUGCCCUCACAAAAAUAUUACCAAAUGGCACUUAUUUCAAACAAAUAAGAGCUUAUUCACAACAGAGAAAGCUACUAAAUCGAGUGACACCUUGUGUCCACAGCACUCAGAUGAGCACAUCGACACUCCUCCAAUUGACCUUCAAAGCACUGUGGAAAAUAAUGUGACGAGUCGGCUGCCUCCCCCUAAUGAUCAUCAUCACCCUGUCCCUUAAUCGCCACCCUUCGCCAGGCUCCCGACAGGAGUGGGUGCGUGAGAGAGGAGGGGAACUGAA